Messenger RNA from Phascolarctos cinereus (koala), 2822 nucleotides. Lineage: Eukaryota; Metazoa; Chordata; Mammalia; Diprotodontia; Phascolarctidae. The record is from RefSeq and is a predicted model, not a curated record.
CAUCCAUCUAUCCAUACAUAGACAUAGACUUUCCCUAACAAAUUCUAUUUCUGAUCCUUGUUUUUAGUUUGUGCGUUUCUCUAAUUUCCUAUCCCUCUUAAUUCCUCUACUUUACUUCUACCCUCUACUUUGCACUCCUAUUACCUAACCUACCGCCCUCCAAGAAUCUCUCCCCUAUCCUCCCAUUCCCAUAAAUCUAAACACCCUUCUAUACCUACCUUUGAUCUAUUCAAUCACUCUCCCCUCUAAAGAUCCCUCCCUUAUCCUCUCCCCUCUCCCCUCCCCCUAUCUCCUUAGCAUUUUAUUUCUUUCUGGAUUUAGAAGACUUUUGUACUCUUCUAGAUACAUAUGGGUUGUUCCCUUUUGAACUCAUUCCUGAUGAAAGUAGGUUUCCAGAACUACCAGCCCUCCUUUCCCAUCUAAUUCCUCUAUGUUGGUUCUUCCUCUCGCACCUCAUUUUAGCUGUUCCUAAACGCUUUUACUUUUUAAAGUCAUAUCAUACUCAGUUCUGUAUUUAAAAGAACCAUUGGCAUAUUGCUUAGCUUCAGUUUCAUUGUCUGUAAAAGGGGAGUGAAAAGAUAUACACUGCCUACCACAUUAGGUUGUUAGGAGAAAAGUGCAUUAUAGAUUACAAAGCACCAUCUGAAUAUAAGCAGCUUUUUUUUUUUGUUACAGCAUAGUUUUAUUGCGGCUUUUUAAAACAGAAUUAACAGGAGUCUGUCUUGUCUCCCAACACCAAGGUUAUGAAAGAGUUCAUAUACUACCUUCCAUAAAACUAGUAUUCACUAACAUCGGUGUUUGCGUCAAAAUCAUAUUCUCAUCAUUUCAGGAAGGGUCAGAGGUGAGUCACAGUCCAGGAGGCUGAAAUGAAUGAAAGUACCAUGAGUAAACUUUGGAUGUACGAUGCUUUGAGCAAGCUGUUUCUGAUCUUCCCACGGCAGCACAAGAAAAAGUAGACAGUUACUAUGGUGUGACUCACGAACACUCAUCUGGGUAGCCUGUGUCUGUGUAUACCUCUCUGACAGGUAGCUCUCCACUGUUGAAACAUUUUAGUUGAAGGAGAAGCAAGUUUUUGAAGAUCAAGUGGCUGAUGGGAUUGUAGAUGAGAAAAAAUAUUUUGGGGGUGAGCAUUGCUUGCUUCUUGCCAUAUGUGAAUUUUCCUUCCAGCCUCCUUGACCUUAUGGACCUGAAUGUUAGUUUUUGCCACGUUAGCUUAAUAUCCACCUCUAUGUUAAAAGAGGUGGGGUUUUCUGACCUGAUUUCCUGUCUAGUCCAGUCUAGACACUCCCUUGCUUCUACUAGCUAGUGAGGAUUCCUGGAUGGCUGGUUUGAACGUCUCCCUUUCCUUCUUCUUUGUUAUUGUGACCUUCUGUGAAGGGGCUAGAAGAGUUUCCAAGAUGUUUCUCCCACAGAAAAUCUACAGCAGCUUUGCUGGGGAGCUGGCAAGUGCCUUCCAGUUAUGUGCAUGUUGCCUGGAACUAAGGAUGUUAGUAGAGAUUGGGCCCUGGGGAGGCGGCUUUGGCCCAGAUGUGGUUCUAACUCUUCUCUUUCUGCUUUUUUUGGUCCACGGGGUGUCUUUUGAUGGUGCAUCUGCCAACCCAGCUGUGUCCAUCCAGGAAUUCCUGAUGGUAGAAUCCUCUCUGCUGACUACGGCUGUCAAACUGUUGGCUCAUUUUUUGGGGAUGAAGGCUAGCUGCAUUUUGACCAAUCUCUAUUGGUCUUGGGAAUUGACAGAUUUCCAUCUAAUCCAGAAUCUGAUCGCCAGAGAUUGCAGCUCCUCCCUGCGGACGUCAGUGGGCCAGGGCACCUUGGUGGAAGCCACCUGUUCUUUCUUCUUCCAUUUAACUCUCCUCCUAUUUCAGCACAGUUUUUUUAUCUACAGGGUGACAGCUGUGGCUCUCAUUGUCACCAUCUUGGCUUAUACAGCUUUUGGUGGAGUGAAUCACAGCCCUAGUUUCAGAAUGUGUGAGAACGAUUCAGUUACUUCAAGUGAUGUCAUGAAAUUCUCCAAACCAACUGGCCCAUUCACUUCUGCCUUCUUCAACCCUGCUCUAGCAUCCGCUGUGACUUUUCACUGCUCUGGAAAUACUUUACUGGAUUACACGCAGGUUUAUUGCUUGGGCCCUCUCACAGGGAUGGUUGUGGCAGUCCUACUAUAUCAGGGCAACAUUCCCCGGUUUUUCCAGAGGAACCUGUUUUACUAUCAAAAGAACAAGUAUCGGGUGCCCAAGGGGAAGCCUUACUCUACGCCCAAUGGGAAGCAGAAACAGGAGAAAAGUACCAAGAGGGGAAAAGCAGAACCCAGUCAGAAAAUGGAGUGACAGUAGCUGUUCUGGACUCAGAGGACCCGAGUACGAAUGCUGCCCCUGCCACUUACUACUACCUGGGUGACCUUGGGCAAGUCACUUAAACCCCCUAGACCUCAGUUCCCUCAUCUGUGAAAUGAGGGAGUUCAACUAGAUGGUCUCUGAGGUCCCUUACAGCUUUGGAUCUGGGCUCCUGUGAUCCUACUAGACUGUGAUGACAGGUGUGCCCAUUUCCUUGGCUUGUCAGUUUAUUGGGUGAAUGCAUCAGCAAAAAAAGACAGGAACCCAGGAAAUCCUGGCUGGCUUUCUAUCUUCAAAGCUGUUGAGCUUUUUGAGAGUGUUCUCAGGCAGCAACCAAGUACACAAUCCGGCACCCUAGCAAUGGGUCAUCACCUUUCUUGGGUCAAGGUCUCCUUCGAGAGUUAGGUAGAGCCUAUGGACUCCCCUCCCCAGAAUUCAUGUUUUUAAAUGUGCAAAAUAAAAUAGGAUUACAAAGGAUACUGAUUUUGUCGAAAU